AUGGAUUUUACCACACCAGCCAAACAGAGGGAGCUGAGGGCGGCAUUUGAAAGGAUAGGGUCUACUGUAGUGGUAGUCUACGGGCCUCCGGGAUCGUCGAAGACCUACAGUAUAAGAAAGACGGCGGACUCUCUAGGCCUUACUUUAGAAUACAUUGAGGAUGUCGGGAUGUGCAGAGGCAUGCUUCCAUCUCGAAAUGCAGUGUGUCUUACGGACAUGGAUGAUUAUGAGUAUCUGGCUAGACACAGGGGUAGGUUGGGGGCAGUGAGGAACCUAGUGAUUGAGACCCGGACACUGGUCUCCAUCGGAAAGAUUCUCCCGAAUGCCAUUGUUGUGAGGUUUGGAAAAGUUUCGAGCGGAAAGAUCCAGAAAUUCUACGGCUUGAGCAAGGAGGAGGCCUCGGCGGUUGAUGGAAACCUGCAUGCCGUAGGGUUUUGCAAAUAUUCUGUAGGGAGCGAGAUGGUGUCGAUAUUCCACCUUCUUGGUAAGCUAUUUCACUCAAAGGUAGUUAACGUGUCUAAAGCCAGCGAGAUGGCCAGAGUGCAUGGAAGAGAUAGGUUUUUUGGGUAUGUGUUGGAGAACUGUCCUUUUUUUAUGUCUAUGGACGAUGUUCAUAGGCUUAUUGAGGGGUUUAGCCUUGAUGACUUGGGAGGGGAGCAACUAGAACGCUUGAUAUGGAUUAUCGUGGACUCGGAGAAGGUGGAGACAAAGGGGUUUUUUAGUUUUAAGUCGUUCCGAGGGAUCGGCAGCGAGCAUGUGUGUAGCAGUCUUUGCAUGAAUAGGUGA
Encephalitozoon hellem ATCC 50504 is the source of this 786-nucleotide messenger RNA. RefSeq lists its product as uncharacterized. The transcript has a single exon. The coding region runs from base 1 to 786 and encodes 261 amino acids. The record is from RefSeq and is a predicted model, not a curated record. NCBI's taxonomy places the organism in Eukaryota, Fungi, Microsporidia, Unikaryonidae.